Actinia tenebrosa (Australian red waratah sea anemone) is the source of this 1780-nucleotide messenger RNA. Its product is annotated as aldehyde dehydrogenase 1A1. NCBI's taxonomy places the organism in Eukaryota, Metazoa, Cnidaria, Anthozoa, Actiniaria, Actiniidae. The record is from RefSeq and is a predicted model, not a curated record. Gene Ontology annotation, molecular function: oxidoreductase activity, acting on the aldehyde or oxo group of donors, NAD or NADP as acceptor.
UUCACGUGCACAGACGACACAGACGUCUGGUUGUAAUAGACACGACAUAUAAAUACCUCGAAAAUCUUGCGAACAAUGAGUGGAAAUAUUGAGCCUGUUGAAAAGCCGAAGAUCAAAUACACGCAGUUGUUUAUUAACAAUGAGUUUGUGGACAGUGCAAGUGGUAAAAAAUUCCCCACCAUCAAUCCAUCUACUGAAGAGAAGAUAUGUAGCAUCUCUGAGGGGGAGAAGGAAGAUGUAAACAAAGCUGUUCAUGCUGCAAGAAAUGCAUUCAAGUUAGGAAGUCUGUGGAGAACUAUGGAUGCAUCUCAGAGAGGAAAGCUUCUAUACAAACUGGCUGAACUGAUUGAAAGGGACAUUGCAUAUCUGUCUACACUGGAGACUCUAGACAGCGGCAAACUGUUUUUAGAUUCAGUAGAUGAUAUGAAGCUAUGUGUUGAUACCUUCAAGUACUACGCAGGAUGGGCUGAUAAAAUACAAGGGAAAACAAUACCAGCUGAUGGUUCAUACUUUGUUUACACACGUCUGGAGCCAGUGGGUGUGGUGGGUGCUAUUACACCCUGGAACUUUCCUCUUGGCAUGGUCGCAUGUAAAAUUGCUCCAGCCUUGACAUGUGGUAACACUAUUGUCCUAAAGCCUGCCGAGCAGACCCCCCUGACUGCCCUAUACUUAGCUUCAUUAUUCAAAGAGGCUGGUUUUCCACCUGGUGUUGUCAAUGUCAUUCCUGGAUAUGGUCCGACAGCUGGAGCAGCUAUAUCACAUCACAUGGAUGUUGAUAAAAUAUCAUUUACAGGAUCAACUGAGGUUGGCAAACUGAUCCAAUCAGCUUCUGGUCAAUCGAACCUGAAACGUGUGACCCUUGAGCUUGGUGGCAAGAGCCCUAACAUUGUAUUUGGUGACACUGACUUGGAUUACGCUGUAGAAAUGUCACAUGUUGCAUUGUUUUUUAACAGUGGACAGUGUUGCAGUUCAGGUUCUCGUACUUUUGUUCAAGAUACUAUAUAUGAAGAAUUCGUAAAGAAAAGUGUUCUGAGGGCCCAAAACAGAUCUGUGGGAAAUCCCUUUGAUGUCAUGGUGGAACAAGGUCCACAGAUUGACCAGGAACAGUUUGACAAGAUUAUGGAUCUGAUAGAGAGUGGAAUGAAGGAUGGUGCAAACUUGGAGUGUGGAGGGAAGCGUCAUGGUGACAAAGGGUUCUUCAUCCAACCAACAGUCUUCUCUAAUGUUACUGAUAACAUGAGGAUUGCCAAAGAAGAGAUCUUUGGUCCAGUACAACAGAUAAUCAAGUUCAAAGAUAUUAAUGAGGUCAUCGAAAGAGCCAACAACACAGCCUAUGGGUUGGCUGCGGCUGUCUUUACUAAAGACAUUGACAAAGCUAUGACAAUAACAAGCAGUUUGAGGGCUGGUACUGUGUGGGUUAAUUGCUAUGAAAGUGGAGCACCACAAGCGCCAUUUGGUGGAUUCAAGAUGUCUGGCUUUGGAAGAGAAUAUGGUGAAGAUGCACUUUUGCCCUACUGUGAGUCCAAAACAGUAACCAUCAAAGUCCCAAAAAAGGACUCUUAAUAACUACUAAUAUAAACGAUAAAAUAACAAUAAUUAUAUAAUAAUAAAUGCACUGAAAAACCCUAACCUUAAAACUUUACAAAUUAAUAACCUCUUGUCUUGUCUUGUCUUGUUUUCUGAUGAAAUUCUGAAUAUCAACUAAGUAAACAAGGGCUUUAAAAUAAAUGCUGGUCAAUCACUGGUCAUAAAAAGCCAAAUAAAUGAUUCAAUUUUAAAA